UUGCGCAUCUUUUUUGUUCUCACACUUUUGCUCCAUCUUGCUUUCUCUGGGCGUGGCGUUUGUAGAAUUAGUAUUAAUUAAUGCUAAUGCUAAUGCUAACUUACCACCCCUAGUUCUAACUAAUUAGCAGUUGGUUUGCUAACUGAAUAAAUUCAAUAGAAAUGGGUGAACCCAUUUGUGAAGUCCCUAUUAAGUCUUUUAUAGUUAAUUAUCUACUUGUAUUUCUUUAUUGUAGUGACUAUCGUAACCUUCUUAUGAGUCACUAUCUGUACCGUUUAUUAUGAUUAGAGAAUAAUAUGUUUACACACUUUCAUAAUUAUUCCUCUUAGUAUAACUUCCCUCCUCUCGUCCCGCUUCUCCUUUGAAUUUGUAUAAAAGCAUGUGUUAUAUGCCCGAAUAGUUAGUUUUAUAUUAUCAAGCUAAAUCUAAAAUAAACAAUAGCAUGGUAGCAAUUCGUUACACAAUUAAUAUUUAUAUCUUGACCACAAGCAAUUCUGUUUCAUAUCGCGUUUCUAUCAAUAGAUAUUUAGGAUCUGCAAUGAAAUACGAGAUGAUCUUGUUUGAGUUCUCAAUAACGAAAUCAUUGAGACCGCAAUGAAUAUAUGUAUUUAUCGCGUUUAUAACUAGAUCAGAAGUUUCGUUUUGAGUUCUUGUUGAAUAUCCUAAUAGAAAAUAUGCAGGACUAUCUUUCUUAAACCGUUUUAAUUAAAAUGGUUUUUUGCUCGUACGAAACGAAUUAUGAAUAAAACCUAUUUAGCAAGUUUUUUCAACUAUAUUUUCGGAUUUUGCUAUUUUUCGAACCGGCUGAUUUCUGUUCUGCAUAGUUAUCGUUCAAAAUGAUGAAGUCAAAGAAGAAAUUGUAAACGAUGAUCAAGGUAUACCACUGAUAGCACGUUGUGCAUAUGAUAGAAAUUUUGAUUUUGACACCAUUCGACGUCCAGCAUGGAAUAUUCUUGAUCAUCUAUUGUUUGUCGGAGAUAAUGCUACUGAACAAAUUUAUGAAAUCGAUUAUUUAAUGGAUGAUAUUCAUAUUCUAUCAUCUUCAAACGAUACCGAUUUGAGUUCAACAACUAAACGUAUGCAAUUUAAAAUUGAACAAGAAGCAAGUUGUAUUAUUAAGCAAAAUCGUGAAGAAGACGAGAAAAAUCUUCAUGAUUCACCGAUUAAAGUAUUUAAUGAAAAAAAAGCUAUUUAUCAGUAUGUCCGUGGAGAUUAUCGAUUUAAUCUAUCUGGUCUAGGAUCACGUGAACCAUUUGAUUUAAUGAUUAGUUAUUGUCCUUUUGACAAAGGACUUUGUUCUACAAUUUAUAGUAAAUUGAAAGAAUCUAAAUCGUAUCGUAUAUCAUUCGAUGAAGAAAAUAAUCAUGAGUCAAACCCGAUAGCAAUGGCUGAUAUUGUUGGACGAUCAUCGAUUAUACUCUUUUGUUUUUCAAAUAAAUAUCGACAGUCAAAUGCAAGUCGAUUGGAAGCUGAAUUUGCUAAAAAACGAAAACGAAAAAUUAUUCCAAUCCGAGUGGAACGUUACUAUGAACCAACUGGAUGGUUAUUAAACAUUAUUGGCGAUCGAGAGUGUGUCGAUUUUACACAAGGCAAUUUUAUAUAUACGUACAAUAGACUGAUUGAACGUAUUGAUAUCGUCAUCGACGAUGAUUAA
This is a messenger RNA of Rotaria sp. Silwood2, 1654 nucleotides long. The record is from the annotation of a GenBank genome assembly. NCBI's taxonomy places the organism in Eukaryota, Metazoa, Rotifera, Eurotatoria, Philodinida, Philodinidae.